GACAGAUGUCAGUUUCAACGCACAAUUUUAGCGCGAAACGUUUGACAGCAAAGUUAACAACACACAACACGAAGUAAAAUAUUUUGAUUUUUGUGAUUGAAUGAAAAUAUGAAAUAUUCGGUAUAAUUUUGUGAGUUUAACUAAAUUGCUAUCAACAUGGAUUAUCCAACGGAAGAAGAGAUGGCUGAAUUCUAUGAAUACGCUGCAGGGCAGUCGAAUCAGCCACAAUCUCAGCCGCAAUCACAGCUUGAAUCAUUGCCACCAUCGCAGCCAUCGUCGCAAGCAUUUCCAAUGGGAAAAGAUACACCCACAUCAAAUCGUGGUGAACACAGUUUUUUCCAGAAUAAUUCCCAACUCUCGCAAAUUCCAGCCAAUGACACGGCUGUGAAUCGUCGCCUCUUUGGCACACCAUUGAAUUCGAACCUUUCCAAUCGAGUGGCUUCAACUCCGUUCAUAACAAAUGUGAUUGAUGAUCCGAACUCAUAUCAUUUUCGUUUUGACGAUGAGGAAUUUGAAAAUAACCUACCACCAACUGAGCUAAAUCCACGCAAACGUCGCUUAGACGAUUUAUUUGGUGAUAUUGAUGACAUCAUCCAAGAAGAAAAAAAUCCAGCACAAGUCUUUUACUCCGUGGAUGUGGAGGAACAUGCGAAGAAAAAGGCUCGAUCAGAAGAAGAUCAGGAUAAUGCGUUGAUUGACCGAAUUUUGGCCGCUCGAGCCGAACAACUUGUACGCAACAACAAUUUCACGAAGCAAUCGAAAUUGCAGCAACUCGAAAUGUUGCAUAAAUUUAAAGCGAGGAAUUUGUCAGAAACAUAUCCACAGUGGCCGUGCAUCCCAGUUAUGGCCGAUCGCAACAGAAUCUAUGUGCGAAUGCAUUCGGAGGAAUUUGAAAAGAAUCAACUGAAUGAGUUGACGCUUCGGAAGAGUUUCGGCAAAUUGCUGGGUGAUAACAGUGAAGAUGUCUGGAAUGAAGCACAGACAAUUGUUGAAAAACGCAUGACCGCUGCUCAAUCGCAAGGGAAUCAAUUGAGUGAAAUCGAUACAGCUGUCAUAAUUCACGAAGCAAAUCCGAGAGGUGGCAAACUUUGGGUCGAAAAAUACAAGCCAAAAGGUUACUUCGAUCUAUUGUCGGACGAAUCAACCAAUCGCAGCCUUUUGAUUUGGCUGAAAAUGUGGGACAAAAUCGUAUUUGGCAGAGAAUUUCAACAAGAGAAAAACUUGACAAAUCAACAGAAGAAUGCAGCGAGCAAUUUUAACCGAAAAACUGGCCGAUUCGAAGUUGGAAGCGUUCGAUUCCGUAAACAUCGUCCAAAUGACUUGAAAACUGAGACUGAUGCCCACGGACGACCCAUUCAAAAGAUUGCUGUCCUUUGUGGACCACCAGGUUUGGGUAAAACAACAUUGGCACACACAAUUGCACGUCAUGCGGGCUACACUGUGCGUGAAAUAAAUGCAUCGGAUGAUCGAAGCCCGGAAAGUUUUCGGCUGGCUCUACAAAACGGAACUGAAAUGCAGACCACAUUGUUGGAUCAAGAGAAACGGCCAAAUUGCAUAAUUCUCGAUGAGAUUGACGGUGCACCUUUGGCUUCUAUUGAAUUUCUGUUGAAAUUCAUAAGCGAUCAAACGAAAGAGACGAAGAAAGCGAAAGCUGCUGCCGUAGCCGACAAAACGGGUAAAAAACCAAAAGCCAGCGGUAUAUUGCGUCGUCCGAUAAUUUGCAUUUGUAAUGAUAUUUAUGCACCAUCAUUGCGUCCGCUACGUCAGGUAGCCUUCAUUGUGACAUUUCCUCCAUUGGACAGUGGUCGGCUUGCCGAACGUUUGCUAACGAUCGCCCGAAAGGAAAGACUCCGUACUGAUAUGACAACCUUAAUGGCCUUGGCGGAAAAGUCCGGCAACGAUGUACGCUCAUGCAUUUCAGUGUUGCAAUUCUUUGCCAACAGUCAUAAACCACUCGAAUUGAUUGAUGUUAUGAAAUCGAAUAUUGGUGAAAAAGACAGGCAGAAGGGUUUGUUUGAAAUUUGGUCGUCGGUCUUUCAAAUUCAUCGUUUCAAAGAAGGUUUCGAUCCGGUGCAGAGCAAAGCAAUCGGAGUAAAUUUGAAUACAACAGUUCAAGUGCCACAAACUGUUGAUACUUCGAUGCGGUCACGAGUAGAGCAUGUGCUGAACGUUGUUCAUAUGGGCGGUGAUGGCGACAGGCUUAUCAAUGGCGUUUUCGAAAAUUAUUUGUCACAAAAAUCCGAUGGAAACUUUUUAAGCAUUACCGAAGCCGGCGAAUGGUUUUGUUUCAGCGAUUUACUGAACACACACAUACAGACGCUACAAAAUUACACCGUUUAUCCGUACCUACCGUAUGGAUUUGUCGCAUGGCAUCUCUUAUUCGCUGGCAUUUCAUGGCCUAAAAUCACUUUUCCCACGCAAGGCUAUGAGUAUUAUCAAAAGUCGAUGACACAAAAGACAAUUCGUGCGUCAUUCAUCAAGAAUUUGUCGGUGAUGGUUCGUAGCUUGGCAAACAGUCCAACGAUUAUAUCAGAUGCUGUGGCAAUCAUACGGCAAAUCAUUUGUCCUUCACUGCGUUCGGUGUCACUUCAGCUGCUCUCACCAAAAGAACGAGCUGAUUUGGUGCAUACGGUCGAUGUUAUGGUUGAUUUGGGAUUAACCUAUUUGCAAACGAAAAACCCAGACGGAACGUAUCAAUAUCAAAUUGAACCUAACAUCAAUUUUCUAUGCAAUUUCAAAGUUAAUCAACGAACCAACGAACUGACCUAUUCUAAUAUGCAGAUUAUAGCACGUGAAGUCGAAUUGCAAACAAUGAGACGGUCAGCACCGAAAAAUAGCGCUGCAAAUCCAAUCAAACCGAACAAAGCACCACAAAAACCAAAACCGCAAAAUCACUUGCAAAGAUUGAACACGAAGUCUGUGUCGGGCACAAAAACAAAAGAUCUGGUGACGAAGGAUUUCUUUGGCCGUAUAACGGAGAAGCGGAUAGCAUUGCCGGUGCAAGAGGGUGGACGUGAUCAAAUAGUGAAGAGUCCAAUUUGGUAUCGGUAUAAGGAAGGAUUCAACAAUGCCGUGCGCAAGGAUGUGACAUUGCAAAGUUUACUCUAAAUAGCCAUUCUAUAUCGUUUUGGGUAACGUGUCGACAAAUCCCCGACCAAUUAAAGUUUUCCAUAUUUAUUAUCUUUCGUUUAGCUCUAGUGGAUUUUCGCAACAACAAAAACAUAAAAACCGAAAACAACAGCAAAAAUCAAAAGACCUUGUGAACCUAAAUAAUAUUUUAAAUAAAAUUACGGAAAAUUAAA
This is a messenger RNA of Sitodiplosis mosellana (orange wheat blossom midge), 3302 nucleotides long. It is a transcript of the gene cutlet, whose product is annotated as chromosome transmission fidelity protein 18 homolog. Gene Ontology annotation, molecular function: ATP hydrolysis activity; ATP binding. NCBI's taxonomy places the organism in Eukaryota, Metazoa, Arthropoda, Insecta, Diptera, Cecidomyiidae. The coding region runs from base 157 to 3108 and encodes 983 amino acids. The transcript is spliced from 10 exons. The record is from RefSeq and is a predicted model, not a curated record.